Vigna umbellata (rice bean) is the source of this 629-nucleotide messenger RNA. The record is from RefSeq and is a predicted model, not a curated record. NCBI's taxonomy places the organism in Eukaryota, Viridiplantae, Streptophyta, Magnoliopsida, Fabales, Fabaceae.
AUGCAUUUUCUUAGGAUGAUUUGUUUUUCUCUAGGAGUUGAGGGAAGUAUAUUAACAAAAGAGUUAUUUGUGGCGGGGCAUGAUAAAGUCCAAGGAAACUGCUUUGGAAAUGCAGCUUCUUCAUUUUUGGAGAAGGAAAGGGAGCUCCAAUCCAAAAUCGAGCAACUGGAGGACAAAGUUGAGGAAUUCAAUCAAAGCAUUGCUUUGCAAAAGUGUUGGUCUAUGACCUUAUUGAAUCAUAUAUCAGUAAUAAAUAUAAAUGUCUUGCAUUUCAAACAGGUUGAUGAGGAUAAGGGUAUUACUACUUCAAAUGAUACUACCAGCGUGGCUGAGGAAAACGGUGUUGCAUUGACAUUGUUGAAUAGUAAUUUAUAUUUGCCGGGGAAAGAAGCAGAAAGAUCCACAGUGGAUGAUAAUGGAGAUAGCAAUCUUUGUGAAACUUUAGCUGAGUUAUCGCUGUUGAAGGAAGGAAACAACUUAAUGGAAACUGAGCUUAAAGAGUUACAACAAAGAUACUCAGAAAUGAGUCUCAAAUUUGCAGAGGUAGAAGGUGAAAGACAAAAGCUUGUUAUGACUGUAAGAAACCUCAAGAAUGCUCGGAAGGCUCAGUGACUUGUUCAAGUUCAUCA